CCGAGCUUUUGGAGAAAAGGGAUAGAGGAGAGCAAUUCCCUUCUUCCCCCCGAUUUGCUUUCUGGUGGGAACUCGCGACAGUUGUCCCCGGGAACCGCCGUGUCCUAAGCUAGGCUACCGUUUGCGGUGUCACUACACCCUCCAGCUGUGCGCUCAGGCAGCGGAAGGAGUGCUUCGGCGGCCGAACGCGCGGGUCGGGGCAGGGUCCUCACCAUACCCCGCCCACCCUGCAGCUGCUGAAGCCAAGCCCCCACAUGAAUGAGGGGCCUCUCCGAGGGAAAAAUAAAAAGGGCGCAGCUGCAUCGGCUACCUCAGGGAGCCUGCAGGUGUGCAACUUUGCCAGGCGCACGGGAGCACGUCCCCCUCCAGCCAGCCGCCCCUGACACCGGGCUCCCACUGCCAGAGGCGCUGCAACCCCAACGGAGUGGACAGCCCCGGGGGGUGCAGGGCCCAGUAGAGCACGCAGUCUUUCGACCCCGCCUCGCAGGUCCCGCAGUCAGCGCCCGGCCAGUCCCCGCGGCACCUGCUGCGCCCUCCUCACGUUUUCCAAAUCCCCAGCCUUCCAACCUUGGGAAACUACACUCUCCCUCUCCCCCUGGCGUCCCUGUCCUGGGGACGUGCGGAGGCGGGAGAGGAAGGCGAUAGGAAGGGGGUGGGGACGUGAAAAGACGGUCCCAGCCUUCCUCGCCCGCCACCCCCACCGCAACUCGGCAGCCGUCACGUGGUGCCUGGAGUGGGAGGUGGGGAGAAGAGACGAGACUUUUUUGGGUGCUCCGGCUCGCCAGUAGUUCCUCCAGUCUCAGCCGCCAACUCCGGAGACGCCGCGCUCUGCCCCGGAGCGCCAGCGGGAGGAGCGGCGACCCGCAGCCGGAGCCCGGGCCCGGGCGAUGCUGGCGCCGCCGGCGGCACCUGCGGCUCCUCUUGGCGGCGGCGGUGGCCUCGGAGGCAGGAGCGCGGGCCCCAGCAGCCUCGGCAGCCAUAGCCGCUGUGGCCCCGACAGCCUCCGCCGCGGUCGCCGCCUCUGAUGCGCCUGCCCUCUCCCGGCUACGCGGCGCCGGGAGGAUGUGGGUCCUCGGCAUCGCAGCAACUUUUUGCGGAUUGUUCUUGUUUCAAGGCUUUGCGCUGCAAAUCCAGUGUUAUCAGUGUGAAGAAUUCCAGCUGAACAACGACUGCUCCUCCCCCGAGUUCAUCGUGAAUUGCACGGUGAAUGUUCAAGACAUGUGUCAGAAAGAAGUGAUGGAGCAAAGUGCGGGGGCAAAGCAUUCCAUUGUGUGGAUGGGUCCCUGCGUGUUUACCAGUCCCCCUGGUGUUUUAGGUUGCUCAAUUCUUUACUACUUCUCCAUAACCCAAAACCACGAUUCAGAAAGGGGAGGAAGGUGCAAACAGAAGCACUGCCUGCAAACACCCAUCUCCGAAGGGAGUCCGAAGGCGUCAUGUACCGGAAGUCGUGUGCAUCUUCAGCGGCUUGCCUCAUCGCCUCGGCCGGGUACCAGUCCUUCUGCUCCCCUGGGAAACUGAACUCAGUGUGCAUCAGCUGCUGCAACACCCCUCUUUGCAACGGGCCCCGACCCAAGAAACGGAGCAGUUCUGCCUUGGCCCUCCGGCCCGGGCUCCCCACCACCGUCCUGCUCCUCCACUUGGCCCUCCUCUUGGCUCACUGCUGA
This is a messenger RNA of Lutra lutra (Eurasian river otter), 1664 nucleotides long. RefSeq names its product LY6/PLAUR domain containing 1 (gene LYPD1). The record is from RefSeq and is a predicted model, not a curated record. The transcript is spliced from 5 exons. Gene Ontology annotation, biological process: acetylcholine receptor signaling pathway. Bases 1063 to 1518 code for a protein of 151 amino acids. Gene Ontology annotation, molecular function: acetylcholine receptor inhibitor activity. NCBI's taxonomy places the organism in Eukaryota, Metazoa, Chordata, Mammalia, Carnivora, Mustelidae.